AUGAGCGAGAAGGAAAUACGUGAGCAGGCGCAGUCGUGCUUCGUGUGCAAGAACGGCAACGCGGUGCUCACGAAUCCAGAAAACAAGGACGAAGUGCACGAGUUUGGAUUUGAUCUUGUGUACGGCACCGACACGGAGCAGCGAAUCGUGUAUGAAGACUUUGGCCGGCCGGUGCUUGAGCGCGCAUUUGGCGGAUACAAUGGCACGAUAUUUGCAUACGGUCAAACGGGAAGCGGAAAGACGUUCAGCAUGACGGGGAUUCACGGGAACGAGUCAUUGGAGGGGUUGAUUCCACGCAUGAACAAGUCGCUCUUUGAGAAAAUCCAGAUGGAGAAAGCAAAUGACCCGAACAAGUUGUUCCUGGUCGAGUGCUCGUUCUUCGAAAUCUACAACGAAAUCAUCUACGACCUGUUGGACUCGAGUUCGGCCAAAGACAAGAAGAACAAGGGCCUGGAAAUCAAGGAGCACAGCGUACUGGGGAUUUACGUCAAGGAUCUCCAGGAGCGAGUCGUCGAGUCGCGCGAAGAAGUGAUUGAGCUGAUGGCCCUCGGCGCGUCGAAUCGAACGGUGGGGUACACCAACAUGAACUCGGAGAGUUCGCGGUCGCACUCGAUCUUUGUCAUCAAAAUCCAUCAAAAAGACUCGAGCGACGAGUCGAAGAACGUGUUUGCCAAGGUGAAUCUUGUGGAUUUGGCCGGGUCCGAGCGGGCCGCGGGCACGGGGGCAGUCGGAAGUCGACUAAAAGAAGGCGCCAACAUCAACAAGUCGCUCAGUGCGCUCGGAAACGUGAUCAAUGCGCUCGUGGAAGACGCCCGGACCGGCAAAAAAUCGUUCAUUCCGUAUCGAAACUCCAAGCUCACCCGCGUGUUGCAGGAAUCUCUCGGGGGCAACAGUUUGUGCUCGAUGCUGGCAACGCUGUCGCCGGCAAACAUCAAUUUUGUCGAGACGCUUGGGACGCUAAAGUACGCGAGUCGCGCCAAGUCCAUCAAAGUAAAUGCGAAAAAGAACGAAGAGGCGUCGCAGAUCUCCCAGCUCAGCGAAGAGAUUGCUGCACUCAAAAAGAAGCUGUCCGAGCAGGCGGAGAGCGGCCUGGAUCCGCGGGAAAAGAAUGAAAUCGUCGCCAAGUACGAAAAGCAGAUCCAGGAAAUUGACGCCGUCCGCAUGCAAACGUGGGAGGACAAGGCGCGAUUGAGCAAACAGCACGAAAUGGAGCGGAAGAAACUCGCCAAGGAGCGCGCGCGGGCCGACCAAAAAACGCAGGAAGAAAAAGUGAAAAAGUGGAAGCUCCUCGAAGCCAAGGCCGACAUUGAGCUCGCGAUCCGCGCGACGCGGGAGCUCGACGUUGGCGACGAUGCGUGGAUUAGCAUGACAACCAAAGUUAAGGUCCGUGUGUUCGAGUCGAUGUGGCCGCCUCAGGUUGACAUGCAGGCGCUGGAUCAAGACGUGAAAGACGCCCGGACGCUCAUUUGCGUUUUCAAGGACUCGUUCGAUAAGGACGUGGCAUCGUGGAAAGCAAUGCAGCAAAGCGCGGACGAGCCCGACGACGCGUCGGCAGGUCAUACAACUGCAUCGCAGUUGUGCACAAAAAUCAAAAACAUUCAGGAAGAGAGUGCCAAAAUGAUGGCAUUGGAAAGCGAAUUGCUGCGGCAAACUAGCGCGCUGAUCGAUUCCGUUUGUGAUGAGGCGGAGAAGCUGUCGUCGACACCAGCCCCUACCGCGAAAGAGCAGAAGCAGUUGCUCGAAGAUCGGGACAAAGCGCUCGCGAUCACGAGGGCCAUGGUGCGGACGUACCGAACUGCAUUGGUCACCACGCUUAAGGCGGAACGAAAGCGAAUACUCAAUGUACGUGAGUCCGACUACCGAUACCCUACUUCAUUUACGGACGCGUCCAUGGUAAUGCUGGCCGAGCUUCAAACUCAAAUUGACAGCCCGCACGUCGAUGAAGACCGGAAGAAACCACGAGUGUUGGCGACCAAAUCGCUGGCAAAGGCAGUGGAAACAUGCUCCAAGCUCGUGGCCACAAUGCCUUCGGUAGAUGCCCCGCGGAUUCAAAUUCCCAAGGGCGAGCUGCAUGCAUUUGGCGUCGAGACCAAGAUCAUCGGAGACGACAAACUAACAGCGUCGAGUGGCGAUGCCAAGCAGGCGCGGCUCAACGGCCAAACUUGUUGGAUUGCUACGGCGGAAGAUGCGGCUCCGUGGCUCAAAGUUGACCUGGGAAGUGUCAAGUUUGUCGAUUCGUUCCAACUCCAAGGGGGAAUUGUCGGCGGGUCGACCGUUCUCAGCGAGAUGCCGCUCGUGCUGACAAAAGCAAACAUGGAAAGCAUUGCCAAGCAAUAUGACCCUGCCAGUGUCACUGGGGACCACCAACAAACGUACGAUAUCGCCAAGCAUGUCCUGUCCUGGGUCGGGCUUCUGAAAACAACGCAAGUCCCGACCAAAUUGUUUAGUCGUCCGCCCGUUCGAUUUCUCCACGACGUGAUCUCGUUGGUUGUGUCGAAUACAGGGUACGGCGCGGGGCUCUUCACGGAGAAAGAAAAAGACUACACGCAGCUCACGGAGAAGAAAGACAAAGCAGAUUACUUGGUCAAAGUGCUGCAACUCGUCGCAUCCAGCUUCCAAGGGACCGUCGAAAUUAAAGCCACGGACGCCAACAUCCUCGCGGGCAAGGAGCCCGAGCAUACCAUGCAAUUUCUCGCGCUCUUUUGCUUGGGAGCGAUUCGCCAUCUCGCUACAACGUUGCCAGCGACGACUCAGGACGGCGUCCCCGCGAUGGUCACGCCACAGCCCGUUGAAGCCCCACAAGCUUGGGUGACAGAAUUGGAUGUUGCAGUCAGCGUAGACGGCGACACGUGGACGAAGCCACUUCCAUCAGGAUCGGCGAACGCCAGCACGGAUGUCUUCACGGCUGUGUCUACUAAAUUGCCGCAGCCGACCGUCGCUCGGUUUGUCAAGUUUAUCCCGACGAAAUGGAACGUGGCCGCGGCGAUUCGAUGCGAGGUGCUGGGAUUCAAACUCACAGAGAAGGACGAGUCCCUGGCACAAGUCCAAGACGAAGUCGUGCACUACCUCGGUCUCCUCACCACGCUCUUUUCAGCUGGAGAGCUCAUUUUGGACGAAGCCCGGAUCAAGUGGAAGAAAGCCAAGGACAUGCAGCGUGAAAAACAGACCGAGCUCAAGAAUAUGGACGCGUGGAAACACCAAGUCGCUGCGCUCAAAUCCGACAUGGAUAUGGCCAACAACGCACUGGAGAAGUCGAAGGCGGACAAGUUGGACAUGGACAAGCUGCUGGCAACGACCAACGCCAAGCUCGACGCAGCGGCGUCCACGUGCACGUUGCUGGAAGAUCAAAACAAAAAGACGAGAGCGAGCUUGGAGACAAUCACUGCUCAACUGAGCGACACGACGAAGGAGGCAGCUUCAUGGAAGCAACAGCAUGGUCAAGUCACAGAACAUCUCAAGUCGAUGAGUCAAUCCAAAGCCGAUUUGGAAAAGCUCGUCGAAACGUUGCGGAGUCAGCUGACGUCAAAGAGCGCGUCCGACGGCCUGACAGAUUCGAAAAUGGCGACACUCUCCGCCGAUUUGCAGGCGACAUUGAUUCAACUGGACGAGGCGAAGCGGACGUUGCAACAAAGUGACAAGGCGCUCGCCGAUGGCCAAGCCGAGCGAGAUGCACUGCAAACGCAGCUCAGCCAAGCUCGUGCCGCACUGGCGGCAAAGGACGAAGCGGUGGAAGCAUUGGAAUCCAAACACAAGUCCCAGAUGACCGAUUCCAGUACCCAACUGGAUGUUGUCCAGUCCGCAUUGACCGAAGCGGUCAACAAACAACGGGAUUUGGACGCGCAGCUACAAAAAGCCGUCGCGAGCGCCGCAACGAUGCAAACCGAAUUGGAACAAGCCAAGAAGCGCGAGGUGGACAGCAACCAAAUCGAGGUCAAGAGGCUCCACGACGAAGCAGUCGAGAGCGAGAAGCGCGUGUUUCAAUUGCAGGCGCAACAAGUUCGUCUCCAAGCCGACAACGAGCGACUCGAAGCAAAGUAUGCAUCGGUGGAAGACAAAGUCAAGGGACUCGAGGCCAAACAAGUCGAGUAUAUCCAAGAGCUGGAAACCCUCCAGAGAGAACGCAAGCAGUUGAUCGAACAGGAAGAAGAGCUGCAGCUGCAGCUCCAAGUUGUCACGGAUGAACGCGAUUCGGCUCGCCAAAAGGAAGAGCAACUGUUUGUCGAAAAUGCCGAGAAGGAGCAAGAGAUCGAGCGAAUUCGAGAUGGCUAUGUGUGGGUGACAGACCGGAUGAACAACAAGGAAGAUGAGUUGGCCGAACUCCAAGACCAAGUCGAAAAGUACCAGAGCCUGCUCAAGCUUGCUGGAGAGAGGCCGUCCACCGCCUCGUCGUCCACUCCAACGACGGAUCAGUUCGCUGGACUGUACAAAGCUGCAUUUGGCAAAGAUGUGGACGGGGGGGCGAAGCCUUCGGAUAUAAAGAAUCAGCUCUUGCAAUGGAUCUUGGACCAAAAGGAAAACAGACCAACCAAGGACACCGACCAAUCCAAGCAAUCGUCGGCGGCCACCGGAAGGGCGACCAAUGCCCCACAGUCAAGUCAGGGUCAACCGGCGAUGACAACCAACGACGCAAACGCGCCAGCAAGACCUGAGCCAAAUCCUCAUGUGGCAUGCACCCCUCUUCCUGACGCAAAACCAUCAGCCAAAGUCGCAGCACCCCCCAAGGAAAGUUCUCCAGAUAUGUCGAGCGCGGUCCGUUCAUCGUUGGAAGUGGAAGAGUCCAUGCCGCAUGGAGCAAGAGACCCAAAAGGGCCAAGUAUGUCAGCAGGAAUCGUAGCAACCCACCCGCCACAAAAGGCAGCCCACCCACCAGCCACAUCUGCGAGAGAAGACACUGAUGCGAAGAUGCAUCAUCGUCCGGCGUCAUCGGACGAUGCCAAACCCAAUCCACCAAAGCAAGCCGGCACACCAACCGCUACAGACACAUCUCGGCCAGCUGAAGGUUCCGCGUCGGGCGGUCGUGGCAAAAUCGAGUCUAACGCGCGUCAAGAGUCUAUCGACGAUCUUGUUCCAGCCAUGGACACGUCAAUGACAAAUGGCGGCAUGGAGUCGACUGAAGUUGCAGAGGUUAACGAGUACGACGACGAUUUCGACGCAGAUGACGAUGAAAAUCCCGUCCGACGAGGCAAGUCGAAGCGGCGAAGUGUGGACAAAUCAGCUGCCCCGAUCGAACCCGUGUCGGCGAAAACGAUAGCACAGAACGCGCCAUCGGGAGUUGCGCCGACCGCCCCUGCAAAGAAAUAG
Messenger RNA from Aphanomyces invadans, 5301 nucleotides. RefSeq lists its product as hypothetical. NCBI's taxonomy places the organism in Eukaryota, Oomycota, Saprolegniomycetes, Saprolegniales, Verrucalvaceae. Gene Ontology annotation, molecular function: microtubule motor activity; microtubule binding; ATP binding. Gene Ontology annotation, biological process: microtubule-based movement; mitotic spindle organization. The transcript is spliced from 15 exons. The record is from RefSeq and is a predicted model, not a curated record. Bases 1 to 5301 code for a protein of 1766 amino acids.